Ornithodoros turicata is the source of this 938-nucleotide messenger RNA. RefSeq lists its product as uncharacterized. The record is from RefSeq and is a predicted model, not a curated record. Bases 1 to 648 code for a protein of 215 amino acids. The transcript is spliced from 2 exons. Lineage: Eukaryota; Metazoa; Arthropoda; Arachnida; Ixodida; Argasidae.
AUGCGGCAAGCAGUAGUCCUAGCCUUCUUGGCCGUAUGCUUCUGUGGCGCUCUUGCCAGCACUUUGCCUGGCGAUGGCGCAAAGGCACAAGCUUCCUCCGAUACCAGUCGUCGUGCUCCACGUCUGGAUGAGCGCAAGUUCAAGUACGAGCCAGAUCCCAAGAAGGAGCUCACACAGUUCAUGAACACCAAAAACGUCGUCAAGACACUCGUGAAGCUGGUCUUUGGCAGCGAUGAAGAGAGUGCUGCAACGUCCCGUCAAAUCCUAAACCUUCUGGUCACCGUCCUAGACAUGCUGAAGACUAGCUUCGGUCAGAGGGCGCGGUCUUCUUCGAUGGCUAGAGGGUUCCGUGGAGCUCUGGACGACGUUGCCAUUGCCGGUGCUUCCAUGCUGAAAGGAUUUGUGAAGUCAGUGAUGACCAAGGAUGACAACUGCAUGCAGCGGUACCUGUGUGAGGCUAGCAAGGAAGCUGCGAAAGACGGACAUGAGAUUGGAUACCUUGUGGCACAGUUCGGAGGAUACGCUGCCAGUUAUGCAUUGCAAGCCCAGAAGGCGUCUGCCUUCAACCAGACAUACAACGCCACACGCAGUGGUCGUAGCGGAGAGGACUGCUUCAGUUUGUAUCAGACCUGCAACGAGACCGACUAGAUCAAGAGCUAUGGACAAGACCACACAUCAUCACGCUUUCGCAAAACAUCACUCAUAAUGCCAUCAGUCAUCAUACACCAUCUAUCGCAGAGCUUCGGAAGCUUUCCUCCCACUUUCAUUCUGCAACCACCAUUAUUCCGGAGCUCAAUCUUUUAUAAUUUCACUUCCGAGUUUGGUAGCACGUUGAAAGAGGACAUACAUUAGGCUUGCGUACUGUGCUUCGAGAGAAAACCGCGUGCAUGGCUGAGCCAUGCUCAUCGAGGCACCAGGAAGGUUCCCAGGACCUUCCA